Messenger RNA from Dictyostelium purpureum, 672 nucleotides. RefSeq lists its product as uncharacterized. NCBI's taxonomy places the organism in Eukaryota, Evosea, Eumycetozoa, Dictyosteliales, Dictyosteliaceae. Gene Ontology annotation, biological process: rRNA methylation. The record is from RefSeq and is a predicted model, not a curated record. The annotation marks the transcript as partial. The transcript has a single exon. Gene Ontology annotation, molecular function: RNA binding; RNA methyltransferase activity. Gene Ontology annotation, cellular component: mitochondrion.
AAGAAUUUAGAUGCAAUUAAAGAGAUCGCAGAAAAAGCAAAUGAAUUAAAAAUACCAAUUAUAGCAAUCAAAAACAAUAUUAUGGAGUCAUUUUCAAAGAACAAACCCCAUCAAGGUGUAAUUUUGGAUUGCUCGCCCUUGACAGUAUUGAAUAUCGAUUUCUUAAAGCCAUUUAAAGCAAACAAAAAUACAAAGAGAUACCCACUUUGGAUUGUAUUGGACGAAUUAUGGGACCCACAAAAUGUAGGCACAAUUAUUAGAUCUUGCUCAUUCUUUAAUGUCGAUGGUAUAGUUAUAUCGGAUAAAUGCUCAAAUCCAAUCACACCAACCGCAUCAAAAUGUUCAUCGGGUGCUGUUGAAAACUAUUUGGUUCACAAGAGCGAGUCUAUUAAUGGUUUUCUAUUAUCCAGUAAAAAGAAUGGUUGGAAUAUAGUGGCUACAUCUGUAGAUGAUAAUAGUAGCGAGGAUUCGUCAAGUCCCGCCAACUAUAAUAUUACCGAUGUCAAAUUAGAUCAACCAACUAUACUAAUUCUAGGUAAUGAAGGUUUUGGUGUCCAUAAAUCAAUUAUUAACCAAUGCGAUAAAACUAUUAGAAUUUCUGGUGGUAACAAGAAAAUUGAUUCAUUAAAUGUUUCAGUAUCAACAGGUAUUUUAAUUCAUAGUUUAUUAAAU